AUGCCCGGACUCUCGCACGUCCCAAGUUUUAACAAGAUCAGCAUCACCGAGCUGCAUCCCACAUUCGGAGCAGAGAUCAGUGGCGUGGAAUUCUCACGGCCGGUCGAGGACGAUGUGUUCCAGGAGAUACUGGCUGCAAUCAGCAAGUACGGGGUAUGCGUGUUCCGCAACACGGGCCUCGACGACGCCCAUCAUGUCGCUUUCGCCGCACGAUUUGGCGAGCUGGACGACGUGACCCCCUACCUGGCGGGUGGCCGGCCGCACCGACUGUCAGACGUGCGCCUGUUCGACGUCGGCAAUAUCGAACUCGACGGCAAGGUAUUUGAGCUGGAUAACGUACGACGGGAGUGGAACAAGGUGUGUGAUCCUUCCGGACGUUCGUACCUCGCGAGACUCAUCGAUAUAGGGCAAUGGGCUCUUCCACGUGGACUCGAGCUUCAACCCACGACGGGCAGGAUAUUCGCUGCUACGCGCAGCCGAGCUUCCCCCGCGGGUAUGGGCGGCGACACCGAGUUCGCCGACCUGCGGACCGCCUUCGACCGGCUCCCUCGAACGAUACAGAUGGAUCUGCAGGAGCAGGACUAUAUCGCCGCGCACUCGCUGUGGCAUUCUCGCAAGGUUGCAUCGCCGGCGACCUUUGCAGACGUGGAUCCAGAGGCGUACCCAAUGGGUCGACACCGAUUGUUUCAGAAACACGAAGCCUCCGGUCGGGAUACACUUUAUCUCGCAGCGCAUAUCCACCACGUUGAAGGACUGGACGCGGAUGCAUCUUCCACGCUGUUCAAUCGGCUAUUCAUGCAUGCGACGCAGCCACGGUUUGUGCUUCGCGUGGGGUGGGAACACGCCGGAGACUUGGUUCUAUGGGACAAUACGUGCGUGAUGCAUCGAGCGGUGGGAGGCAGCUUCGAGGGUAAACAUCGGCGCGAUAUGCGGCGGGCGACGGUUCAUGACGGCAGCGGCGGUGCGUGGGGCCUCAACGAGCGGAGCGAGAUCCGACAGGGUUUACCGUAA
Molecule: messenger RNA, 1011 nt
Organism: Penicillium cinerascens
Lineage: Eukaryota; Fungi; Ascomycota; Eurotiomycetes; Eurotiales; Aspergillaceae
Product: TauD/TfdA dioxygenase family protein
Exons: 2
Coding region: 1-1011 (336 amino acids)
Molecular function (GO): oxidoreductase activity
Source: RefSeq, a predicted model, not a curated record